Messenger RNA from Syngnathus acus (greater pipefish), 3334 nucleotides. It is a transcript of the gene nrbp1, whose product is annotated as nuclear receptor binding protein 1. Gene Ontology annotation, molecular function: ATP binding; protein kinase activity. The record is from RefSeq and is a predicted model, not a curated record. The transcript has 18 exons. Bases 509 to 2110 code for a protein of 533 amino acids. Gene Ontology annotation, cellular component: endomembrane system; cytoplasm. Lineage: Eukaryota; Metazoa; Chordata; Actinopteri; Syngnathiformes; Syngnathidae. Gene Ontology annotation, biological process: protein phosphorylation; endoplasmic reticulum to Golgi vesicle-mediated transport; intracellular signal transduction.
GCUUGAGUAGUGCAUUGUGCAUCUGGAACUUGUCGCCAUCACAUUUGGCUUUUUGUCUCGCACUUUAACGCCACGUUAAUUGACUCAUUUAAAUUUCUGUGGGGUUUCCCAGUGAAACGUUACUAUGUUAUAUGUCGGUAAAUAUGUGUAGCAGCGUCGUAAUGUUGUAGCUGUGUCAAUUGUGUCUCAUUUUCAGCCUUGUACAGGGAGACUAAUCUUGCGAGUAGCAGCAAGGUUAACCCAAGGAGCGAACGCUAACGCUAGUUAGCUUGUAACUCCGCUAAACAUUCGAAGUGAAUUAAGUACAAAUUUACGAUUUGUUGUGGCUACUGUCGCCCUGGUAGUGUUCUCUAGCUAGCCGUAAGUUCGUUGAGGAACCCAGAAGAUCUUGCCCCUUUCUUUCUAGCUAACUAAGCUAGCUUGGGACCUGAGAAGAAAGUCUGUUAAACUGGAGCUGACACCGUCACAUUUCCUUUCUUUAACACGCUGCUCGGCGUGACCAGCCAACAUGUCUGAGGGCUCCGAGAACAAGCAGGCCCCGGACGUGGUCCAGGAAGCCAAGCCCGAGCCGAUGGCCGCUGCGGCCGGCCAAGGCGUGUCAUCGGUGUCACCACCCGUGUCCGUGGUGAACCAGCCGGCCGCCGCCGCCACGGAGGACGAAGAAGAGGAAAGCGAGGACGAGUCUGAGAUUUUGGAGGAGAGUCCGUGUGGACGUUGGCAGAAGCGCAGAGAGGAGGUGAAUCAACGAAAUGUACCUGGCAUUGAUAACGCCUACUUGGCCAUGGACACUGAGGAGGGAGUUGAAGUUGUGUGGAAUGAAGUUAUGUUUUCAGAAAGGAAAAACUUCAAGUUACAAGAGGAAAAAGUCAAGGCAGUGUUUGACAAUUUGAUCCAGCUGGAGCAUUUGAACAUUGUCAAGUUCCACAAGUACUGGGCUGACGUCAAAGAGAACAGAGCCCGGGUCAUCUUCAUCACAGAGUACAUGUCCUCAGGAAGUCUCAAACAGUUUCUGAAAAAGACAAAAAAGAAUCACAAGACCAUGAAUGAAAAGGCUUGGAAGCGCUGGUGCACACAGAUUCUGUCUGCUCUCAGCUACUUGCAUUCCUGCGAACCUCCCAUCAUUCACGGCAACCUGACCUGCGACACCAUCUUCAUCCAGCACAACGGCCUCAUCAAGAUCGGCUCAGUGGCUCCGGACACUAUCAACAACCAUGUAAAAACGUGUCGGGAAGAGCAGAAGAGCCUUCACUUCUUUGCUCCAGAAUAUGGCGCUGUCGCCAAUGUCACCACUGCAGUGGAUAUCUACUCGUUUGGAAUGUGCGCCUUAGAGAUGGCAGUGUUAGAAAUCCAAAGUAAUGGCGAUUCGUCAUACGUUUCCCAAGAAGCCAUAAACAGUGCCAUUCAGUCCCUCGAGGACCCCUUGCAACGGGAAUUCAUCCAGAAGUGUCUGCAGGUGGACCCGGACAAGCGUCCCACCGCCAGGGAGCUCCUGUUUCACCAGGCUUUGUUCGAGGUGCCCCUGCUCAAGCUGCUGGCCGCUCACUGCAUCGUCAGCCACCAGCAUAUGAUUGCAGAGAACGCGUUAGAGGAGAUGACAAAAAACAUGGACCCCAACCUGGUGAUUGUGGAGGGGAAGGAGGCCGUUCAGAUGAAGCUGUCGCAGUUUCCUGCCCUUGAGCUGGACAAGUUCCUGGAAGACGUUAGGAAUGGGAUCUAUCCCUUGACGGCGUUCGGCAUUCCGUGUCCGCAACAACCUCAGCAGGAGGCGGUGAAGUCGCCCAUCGUGCCGCCCUCUGUCAAAACGCCCACCCCAGAACCUGCAGAACUUGAGACCAGGAAGGUGCUUCAGAUGCAGUGCAACAUUGAGCCCGUGGAUGAAGGCGCCAAGCAUCAUCUGACUUUACUGCUCAAACUUGAGGACAAACUCAACCGACACUUGAGCUGCGAUCUGUUACCAAAUGAGAAUGUGCAAGAGUUGGCCGUGGAGCUUGUUCAGCUCGGCUUCAUCAGCGAGGGCGAUCAACCUCGUCUGGCGUGCGUUCUCGAAGAGGCCUUCUCGAAGUUCUACAGCCGCAACGGUUCCCUCAACCCUGUGACAGUCUCCUCGUAGCAGCGGAACCCGCCUCGGCGUCCCGGCCCGGCCGCCGUCUCCUCCCUCCUGCUAUUUCACAGAGGAGGAAAGCCUUGCUCUGACUGCGACCCCUCGCUUCAGUCUUUCUAUAUUCUGGUGAGACGAAGCUACCACUAAGUGGUUCUCUCUCUCUCUCUCUCCCCCCCUUUUUUUUUUUUUAGAUUUUAUUCUUCCCUCCUAUUCAGUACAGCCAUCAAGGGUCGUUGCAACAAGAAGGAAAAAAAAACGUUUCGCGUUCGGGCUUGUUUCAUUAAUGUAAAAGUUAUAAAACGUUUAACUGCGAAAAAGCAGUGUUUUUCCAUAAGUCAGUAUUAAAACUGUGUUUUUAACAUUUUUACUGUUAAAUAGUGCUCUACCCCCAUCCAGAUUACUGAAAUGUUGUCAAAGUCUGAGCGUCGGAUCAUAUUUAAACCUGACGGACUGCUUCCCUGUCGUACUUAAGACAGUUGGAGAAAACGUGGAGUCGUAUUAGUCCAAAAAAUAUCCCAACAAUUUAUUUGUGCGUGACUGUAAUUCACUUACAGCGCUAUUGUUGCAGUUGCUUGUUCUGAAUGUAACCUUCUAUUCGCCCUUUUCUCGAAACCAUUAUUAAAAAAAAAAAAGCCUAAAAUACCCCAAAUCUCUUGCCAAAUUAGAAAUUCCAAAUUUAGUCAAGUCCACAUGGGAAAACAGUUCUCAAGUGCUGCUCUUUGAAUUGACGCUGUACUUUCUCGACAAGCUCAUGACUCGUUAUGAAGUCCGUGAAGGUGGCAUUCAUUUUACACAAGAGGCUGCUGUUCCAUCAAUGUGAACAUGAUGAUCAUUUUAUUUUUUUACACUGGUCUGCUCUGUAUGUGCUUAGCUAGUUGACGAGAAUUAACGCGAGCCAGUUUUCAGUCAAGUCUGUAAACGAUUUCAAAUGUCUGUGGCUGUGAAUAGUCGGCGGGUGUCUUCGAAAGCGGCACAUUUUGCACUUUUCUCUCCACUCGUUUGUUACUUUUGAGGUGAAAACGUCCCGCAGCCUCCCAAAACAUGCAAAAUUGGCUAAAUAGGCCAUGAUAGGGGAAUAUUUCUGUUGCCUUUGCUGCGACUGUCUCACAGGGUGUGUACAGAUUUGCAGUGUUUUCUUGACAUUCACUGCUAUUUCUGCUAGCUCUUGGUUUGCUCCCCCCCCUUUUAUUUUUCACCCCGUGAAAAUUAAAAACAAACAUCACUAGUCAGCAA